This is a messenger RNA of Dendronephthya gigantea, 782 nucleotides long. RefSeq names its product ribonuclease H2 subunit C-like. Lineage: Eukaryota; Metazoa; Cnidaria; Anthozoa; Malacalcyonacea; Nephtheidae. The transcript is spliced from 5 exons. Gene Ontology annotation, cellular component: ribonuclease H2 complex. Gene Ontology annotation, biological process: RNA catabolic process. The coding region runs from base 68 to 541 and encodes 157 amino acids. The record is from RefSeq and is a predicted model, not a curated record.
AAUAUAAACAUUCCAAUGUGUCCGUUUCACAUAUUGUAACAUUUAAUAUUUUGUAUGUUUUCACAAAAUGUGUUCGGAGAAUCAGAGAAUCAAACUGUCUUCAAGCAGUAUGAUAAAUGCAAGCAAAGUGACUAACAUUCACCUUUUGCCUUGUGAAAUACAACAUAAUGGCGAGGCAAAUGUAGAUAAAUAUUUUCAAUGCACUGUCAAAGAUCAAGAUGCAGAUCAAUCGCCCGAUCAAAGACGCAAGGAAGCUACUUUCCGUGGUCGGAUACUUCGGGGUGAAUCUCUUAAUGUGGCAGAAGGAUAUUGUGGUUAUAUUUUGACAGAGGACCGAAAACCAAUAACUGAAGAAGAGGAUCGUAAUUUUAAAGUGUCCAAUAAGUUCUCGAAGUUCACCUAUUGGAAUCUUGAGGAUACACCUUGUCUUAAUGACAAGAUACGGAAAGCGAUGCAAUGGCUGGAUAUUUCAUCUGCGAUUCAUCGACGAGUGGAUGUUGAUACAGACUCUGAAAAUAACACGCCCGAUACAAUAAGAUGAAGGUUCAGUAUGAUUCAUAAACAGAUGAUUAUUCAUGCUUGGAUGAUAAUGAAUCAAAGACUCUAUCCUUCUAGCCUUUAUAUGUGAAGACAAUUCUCUUUGCUUCACAAAGGAAUGCAAAAUACUUGGAUUAAGGGCAUACAACUUGUAUGUAUUAUUGAUACAAGUCGAAGUAUACAACACUCUUCUUGUGUGUUGCAAUUUUAUUGAUUAUUAUCAAGCGGAACAAGCGCCAUUUAAA